Populus trichocarpa (black cottonwood) is the source of this 1546-nucleotide messenger RNA. Its product is annotated as acetyl-CoA acetyltransferase, cytosolic 1. Bases 157 to 1365 code for a protein of 402 amino acids. The record is from RefSeq and is a predicted model, not a curated record. Gene Ontology annotation, molecular function: acetyl-CoA C-acetyltransferase activity. Gene Ontology annotation, biological process: fatty acid beta-oxidation. The transcript is spliced from 14 exons. Lineage: Eukaryota; Viridiplantae; Streptophyta; Magnoliopsida; Malpighiales; Salicaceae.
GAAUGGCUAGCGUUAAAAUAAACAAACGAAACAAAAAGUGACGCAAAUAGUUCUCGCUGUCUUUCUAAAAUCUUUCAAGGAGACUGCUGACCCCUCCCAUCAUUUUCUCCUGAUCCAUUUCUCUCGUCUUUCAAGCGAAUUCCUUGAACUGCUUCUAUGGCUUCUUCAGAUUCUAUAAAGCCAAGAGAUGUUUGCAUUGUGGGUGUUGCUCGUACACCUAUGGGAGGAUUUCUUGGUUCUCUUUCUUCUUUCUCCGCUACAAAGCUUGGUUCCAUUGCUAUUCAAUGUGCUCUUCAAAGGGCAAACAUUGAUCCAUCGCUUGUGCAAGAAGUGUUCUUUGGCAAUGUUCUUAGUGCUAAUUUAGGACAAGCUCCUGCUAGACAAGCUGCUUUAGGUGCUGGUAUUCCUAAUUCAGUCAUUUGCACUACUAUCAAUAAAGUUUGUGCUUCUGGGAUGAAAGCAACUAUGCUUGCAGCACAGACAAUACAAUUGGGUAUCAAUGAUGUUGUUGUGGCUGGUGGGAUGGAAAGCAUGUCUAAUGCUCCUAAGUAUCUAGCAGAUGCAAGAAAAGGGUCUCGAUUAGGACAUGAUACUAUUGUUGAUGGCAUGAUGAAAGAUGGGCUGUGGGAUAUUUAUAAUGACUUUGGAAUGGGAGUUUGUGCAGAAAUAUGUGCAGAUCAGCAUAGUAUAACAAGGGAUGAUCAGGAUUCUUAUGCUAUUCAAAGUUUUGAGCGUGGGAUUGCUGCGCAAAAUAGUGGUCACUUAUCCUGGGAAGUAGUUCCGGUUGAAGUUUCUGGGGGAAGAGGGAAGCCGUUCACCAUUGUUGACAAAGAUGAUGGAUUGGGAAAGUUUGAUGCUGCAAAACUUAGGAAGCUUAGACCGAGUUUCAAGGAGAAUGGUGGCUCUGUUACUGCUGGCAAUGCUUCUAGCAUAAGUGAUGGUGCUGCUGCACUAGUGCUAAUGAGUGGGGAGAAGGCAUUAAAGCUCGGGUUGCAAGUAAUUGCGAAGAUAAGAGGAUAUGCUGAUGCUGCUCAGGCCCCUGAGUUAUUUACAACUGCACCAGCCCUUGCAAUACCAAAAGCUAUUUCAAACGCUGGUUUGGAGGCUUCUCAGAUUGAUUUCUAUGAAAUAAAUGAAGCCUUUUCUGUUGUGGCUCUUGCCAAUCAAAAAUUGCUUGGUCUUAAUCCUCAAAAAGUUAAUGCUCAUGGUGGAGCUGUAUCUUUGGGACAUCCACUAGGAUGCAGUGGGGCUCGUAUCUUGGUCACGCUGCUAGGGGUACUAAAACAUAAGAAUGGGAAGUAUGGAGUUGGUGGCAUCUGCAAUGGGGGAGGAGGGGCAUCUGCCCUGGUCCUUGAACUCAUGUAAGCCCUCUACAUUUGGCAAGUUGCAAGGGUUGGACCUUCUUCGCUAUGACAUAGUUUUGUUCAUCUCACAUCAUCAUACUGUUGUGCAAUUCAGAACUUUUUUUUCCAAUGUAACUUCACUUGAAUAAUGAAAGGUGUAUCAAAAUCUUACAAAGAGAAAUAAAUGAGUUCGUUUAUCUUAA